CAACGCACUGGCAUUUAAAUCUGCUGCAGUGGGAAGAAGCCCUUGGAAGCAUAUCACCGAGGGAAAGUCUGCUCUACUGGAGGAUUUGGCAAUUGUUUCAUGUCUCUUUCCAAAUAGCAACACUGUAUCUCUUAUUUUGUUGCAUUAUUCAAGAAGAGGAUUCAUUGUAUCGUCUAGCGGCGCGCGCGUUUAUUUCAUUAGCGCUUGAAUGAAAGGCUGCGUGUCUGGCCAUGUUUGCACCUCACUGAGCAUAUAAAACGUCUAAUGCAUUUUAUUUUGAUUUAGUUCGUGCAUUUUGCGUCGUGGAUGAUCUAAAAGCACGACAACAGUUUCAAUGAAGAUAAUGUCCUUGUAAUAUUUGGACUAGAAUAUAAAUACAACGACGUCAGAGGUAUCGUUUUCGCACCGCCAGUCUCAUUCAUUUGAAAACACUACAGUCGUUCUGCGUAUAAGGUCGAGUAUACUCAGAGCUCAUCAUGUUCAGCUGGCUGGGUACCGAUGACAGGAGAAAGAAAGAUCCAGAGGUCUUUCAGACUGUCAGCGAAGGACUCAAGAAGCUCUACAAAACCAAACUGCUUCCACUGGAGGAGCACUACAAAUUCCACGAAUUUCACUCACCUGCUCUGGAGGAUGCAGAUUUUGACAAUAAGCCAAUGGUGCUCUUGGUGGGACAGUACUCCACCGGCAAAACCAGCUUCAUAAGAUAUCUCUUGGAGCAGGACUUCCCCGGUAUGCGGAUUGGCCCGGAACCCACGACUGACUCCUUCAUAGCAGUGAUGCAUGGCACCACGGAAGGACAAAUACCAGGAAACGCACUGGUUGUGGAUCCCAAAAAACCUUUUCGCAAGCUCAACGCCUUCGGCAAUGCCUUCCUAAACAGGUUUGUUUGUGCCCAGCUGCCCAACCCUGUUCUGGAGAGCAUCAGUGUGAUUGACACUCCAGGAAUCCUGAGUGGAGAGAAGCAACGCAUCAGCAGAGGCUAUGACUUCGCUGCUGUGUUGGAGUGGUUUGCCGAGCGCGUGGACCGCAUCAUUCUGCUGUUCGACGCCCACAAGCUGGACAUCUCGGAUGAAUUCUCCGAGGUCAUCAAGGCCCUCAAAAACCACGAGGACAAGAUCCGCGUGGUGCUCAACAAAGCUGACCAGAUCGAGACGCAGCAGCUGAUGCGCGUGUAUGGCGCACUCAUGUGGUCGCUGGGGAAGAUAGUCAACACGCCCGAGGUGAUCCGGGUCUACAUUGGCUCCUUCUGGUCGCAUCCGUUGCUGAUUCCUGACAAUCGGAAGCUGUUUGAGGCAGAAGAACAAGACCUGUUUAAGGAUAUUCAGUCACUGCCUCGGAAUGCUGCCCUACGCAAGCUGAACGAUCUUAUCAAGAGAGCUCGACUUGCAAAGGUUCAUGCGUACAUCAUCAGUUCUAUGAAGAAAGAGAUGCCUUCGGUCUUCGGAAAGGACAACAAAAAGAAGGAACUGAUUAACAGCUUGGGUGAGAUCUACACCCGCAUUGAGAGGGAACACCAGAUCUCCCCGGGAGACUUUCCAAACCUCAAGAGAAUGCAGGACCAGCUUCAGGCCCAUGAUCUAAACAAGUUCCAGCCUUUGAAAAUGAAGCUGCUUGACAGCGUGGAUGACAUGUUGGCCCACGACAUCGCCCAGCUCAUGGUGCUGGUGCGUCAGGAGGAAGCACAAAGGCCCAACCAGGUCGUGAAGGGCGGCGCCUUCGAGGGCACCCUGAAUGGGCCGUUCGGUCACGGAUACGGUGAGGGGGCGGGCGAGGGCAUCGAUGAAGUCGAGUGGGUGGUGGCACGUGACAAACCCAUGUACGAUGAAAUCUUCUAUACUCUCUCACCCGUCAAUGGCAAAGUGACCGGAGCUAAUGCCAAGAGGGAGAUGGUGAAGUCCAAGCUGCCCAACACGGUGCUUGGAAAGAUCUGGAAGCUGGCUGACAUCGAUAAGGAUGGUAUGCUUGACGACGAGGAGUUUGCUUUGGCCAAUCACCUGAUCAAGGUGAAACUGGAAGGUCAUGAACUUCCGGGUGAACUGCCGUCUCAUCUGGUUCCACCUUCCAUGAGAAAAGUUCCAGAGUAAAAUGUAGCGUGACUGAAUUUAUGGAUGGAUUAUGGAAAACAGAUGUGGUGAAUACAGGUUGCAGUUCAUUUUAAGGAAUUCUAGAAGACAUCAUUAUUAGAAAGAAGGAAAAGCAAGGACUCUGUUCAAAUAUGUGAUGAUGGUUUAGUAAGACUGGACUGAAUUUGAAAAUGAUCCAUCAAUUCUUUUGACCUGUGUAUAUUUUUUGACCUGUGUCAGCCGUUUAAAGGUUCAUUUCAGGAAUAGUUGACGAAAUGAAAAUGCUGUUGUUAUUUACACUACACAUCCUCAAGUUAUUCUAACCCAAUGUUACUUUCAUCAAAACAAAACAAACUAUAAAGAACAUUUACACAGCUUUUUUACCAUGCAACAAGAGUUUGUCAAGCAUUGUAAAAAAAAAUCACAUUGUCAGUUCUACGUACACAGUUUCCGCCAAAUUCUAAGUGUGUCCAAGAAACGGAUCAGUAAACAAAUUAUUUUAACACGGUUCUUUUCAAUGAAUUGGUGAUCUGGUUCACAGAUUUGACUGAAUGCAAUGAAUUAGAGGUUGACUCACUGACCCGUGACCGCUAUGAACUGUACUUGUACAGAAAUAAGCUGCUUGAAGAUUUGUCCAGAACAAAAAAAUGAGGAAAGUCUUAUGGGUUUGGAAUAACAUAUGGAGUACCUUAAUAAUUGUACUGUAUGUGGUCCUGGAUUUUAAAGACACUCACUCAUCUGUUCAUCUCAUAUGACACUAGAGCUUCAUUCCUCCCUGUUUUUAUUGUCAUUCAUUGUGCAUUGAUUUGUGUGUCUGUUGGGGAAUACUGAACAGAAAUGCACAGAUGAUCGGAUGUGAUGAGAGGCGAAAUUCCUUUUAUAACUAAAUGUAACUGUUUUCUCUUCCUGUGAAGGCAGCAUUUUAACAAAUGCGAGUCCUUUCUAGCCUGACGAAGAAACUGUUAAAAUGUAUAGAUGUCAAGUCAGUAUGUGUUUUGAUUGACCUGUAGAACUAGUUUGUUAUAAGUCUGUAUAUGUAAACAUGUAAACUAACUUGGGUUUAGGAUACUUCUGGUUUUGAUUUCCAAAGAAGGAUUAUAAAAAAAAUUACGAUGCAAUUUAGCGAUUACUGUGCAUUAUCAUUGAAACAGCAGCAGUUUAGCAUCCAAAUAUGUAUUUAGUCAUAUUAGUUUAUUACAUAUUUCCUCAAAGUAAUCGUAUGAGCGUUUAGGGAUUAACUGAACUCUUUCCCUAUUCAUCCAGAGAUGUCCCGUUUAUUCCUGCAGAUUUUUAAGAUCUGUUAAAUUGAACGGAUGAGGUUCAUGCACUGACGCUUGUAACUCACCUAAAUGGCAAAAUCUGAUCCGCCUUGAUUUAUUGACUCAUAUAUGAAAUAUAUUCACUGACCCAAAUCAAAUUCACUUUCCGGGAAAACAGUUGUCGUUUGGUUUGGGCACAGGUAAAAUUACUUAAUUAAAUAUGGUAACGAAAAUCAUCUCCUCCUCCACAAGCUCAAAGUUAUCAAAAGCAGAAUUCAACCAAUAAGCUGCCUCUGUGCCUUUGUACACGCCCACCGUAAUCAGAUUUUUUUGGCACUGCACAUGUGUAGAAUUGUAUGUAGCAGCACAUUGUAUUGUUCUACAAUAUAUAUCUUCUUGACAUGCUCUAAAAAUGACACUAUUCAAAGACUAGUUGAUGUUGCGAGUUGAUGUUGAGUCUCUAAAGAAAAAAAUCCAAAAUUGCACAAGUUUCUUCUUUUUACCAUAAUGUAGAUUGUGCAUUUGUGUGUUUGACCAAGUAUGUACGCAUACAUGUAAAUGGGGUGCAAUAUGGUUUGCAAGUAUAGUAAAUAAGUGUUUGUGUGCUUGCGCUAUAAGCACAGAUGCUGCGUUGCUCAUUGUGUGAUUUAUCCAAACCACGUGAACACUGCUGUUCAGAGAGGUGGACAUUAUUCAAACAAAUAAAAUCUAACUCAUUUAAAAGGGU
This is a messenger RNA of Triplophysa dalaica, 4049 nucleotides long. It is a transcript of the gene ehd3, whose product is annotated as EH-domain containing 3. The record is from RefSeq and is a predicted model, not a curated record. The transcript has 6 exons. Gene Ontology annotation, molecular function: calcium ion binding; GTP binding; protein binding. Gene Ontology annotation, cellular component: plasma membrane; cytoplasm. Lineage: Eukaryota; Metazoa; Chordata; Actinopteri; Cypriniformes; Nemacheilidae. Bases 477 to 2084 code for a protein of 535 amino acids. Gene Ontology annotation, biological process: endosomal transport; endocytosis.